CAAUUCUUACCAAAAAAAAAAAAAUAAUAAUUUAAAAUCCAAACCAAUAAUUUCUCCGCAGACGAAAGGCAAAAUCUUUCUUUUUUCGGGGGCUAAAAGUGUAUAUUUUUUUCCCAGAAACAAACGGGCAGCUUGAGUUUUCAAAUUACUGAAGAUGUUUAAGAACACAUUUCAGUCUGGAUUUUUGUCCAUCUUAUACAGCCUUGGGAGCAAACCUUUACAGAUAUGGGAUAAAGAAGUUUCAAAUGGUCAUGUAAAACGACCACAUGAUGAAGACAUACAAUCUAAUGUGCUUGAAAUUAUUGGAUCAAAUAUCCAGUCUACAUACAUCACAUGCCCAGUGGAUCCUGCUGCAACUCUUGGUAUAAAACUACCAUUUUUGGUUAUGAUUGUGAAGAACUUGAAGAAAUAUUUCACUUUUGAAAUUCAAGUGCUGGAUGAUAAGAAUGUCAGGAGGCGUUUCCGAGCUUCUAACUUUCAAGCCAUCACUCGAGUGAAGCCAUACAUCUGUACCAUGCCACUGAAGAUGGAUGAGGGCUGGAAUCAAAUCCAGUUGAACUUGGCUGAUUUUACCAGGAGGGCCUAUGGAACAAAUUAUGUGGAAACCUUACGAGUUCAGGUUCAUGCUAAUUGCCGUCUAAGGAGAAUAUAUUUCUCUGACCGCCUCUACUCAGAAGAGGAACUCCCUCCUGAAUUUAAGCUCUACCUUCCAAUGCAGAAAGCAUGAGAAGUUCCAGGCUUCAGAAUCGCCAAUUCUAAAUGAGCUGGAGCUGGAGGAGUUCUCUUGUUUUAUUAUGCUUUAUCUGUCAACUUGUUCUGCCUUAGUUUUCCUGUGUUUGAUAUUAUUAGGAGAGGUCCUAAAUUCCAGAAGUGAUCAAGCAGCAAAUAGCCCAUUAUGUUUUGGGUGGCUUCUCUCGUAAGGAAUUAGAAUUUUGUAUUACAGUAACAACUAUUUGAAUAAUUUAUAAAUUCUCAUGAUUUAGUGCAAUGACUUUGUUUAUCUUUA
Molecule: messenger RNA, 1006 nt
Organism: Manihot esculenta (cassava)
Lineage: Eukaryota; Viridiplantae; Streptophyta; Magnoliopsida; Malpighiales; Euphorbiaceae
Product: cilia- and flagella-associated protein 20
Exons: 6
Coding region: 155-727 (190 amino acids)
Source: RefSeq, a predicted model, not a curated record